Gekko japonicus is the source of this 1137-nucleotide messenger RNA. RefSeq names its product solute carrier family 30 (zinc transporter), member 3 (gene SLC30A3). The coding region runs from base 1 to 1137 and encodes 378 amino acids. Gene Ontology annotation, biological process: response to zinc ion; zinc ion transmembrane transport. The record is from RefSeq and is a predicted model, not a curated record. The transcript has 8 exons. Gene Ontology annotation, molecular function: zinc ion transmembrane transporter activity. Gene Ontology annotation, cellular component: plasma membrane. Lineage: Eukaryota; Metazoa; Chordata; Lepidosauria; Squamata; Gekkonidae.
AUGGUACCUGCUGACAUCUUUCCUGGCCCCCACCAAGAAAGCCCCCAGGAUGCCUUCCCUGGCCUGCCCCCAGAGAAUGGACACGCAGCCGUGGGCGCAGACCUGGAGAUGGAGCGACGCCUGGCCCCACACUGCCACCUCGGGCCUUGCUCCCCCAGCCAGAGCCAGCUGAAGUUCCAGGCUCAGCGAAAACUCAGCAUUGCGUGUGUGGUCUGCUUCCUCUUCAUGAUUGGCGAGGUCAUAGGUGGGUACCUGGCACACAGCCUGGCUAUCAUGACAGAUGCGGCUCACCUGUUGACAGACAUGGGCAGCAUGGGUGUCAGCCUCUUCUCCCUCUGGGUCUCCACUCGUCCAGCCACCAAGACAAUGACCUUUGGCUGGCACCGUUCAGAGACCCUGGGUGCACUGGCCUCUGUCCUGUCCAUCUGGAUUGUCACAGGUGUGCUUGUCUACCUGGCUUCUGCCCGCAUCAUCAGCAACGACUAUGAGAUCGAAGCAUCGGCCAUGCUGGGCACUUCGGCCUGUGCUGUAGGCGUGAACAUCAUCAUGGCCUACCUUCUGCACCAGUCGGGCUCCCCGCACAGCCACGGCCCGAGCACGGGGGGCUAUGAGCGGAUUGGCGACAGCCCCUGCGGCACCACCAUACCCACCCACAGCAACACCAGCGUACGAGCUGCCUUUGUGCACGUGGUGGGGGACCUGCUCCAAAGCAUCGGGGUCUUCAUUGCUGCCACUGUCAUCUACUUCAAGCCCCAGUAUAAGAUAGCUGACCCAAUCAGCACAUUCCUUUUCUCGGUCUUUGUGCUGGGUUCCACUCUGACCAUCCUGCGUGACGUCUUCCGGGUGCUGAUGGAAGGUGCACCACGUGGUGUGGAAUUCAAGGCAGUGAAGGAGCUGCUGCUCUCGGUCAAGGGAGUGAAGGGUGCCCACAAUCUACAUCUCUGGGCCCUGACUCUCAGCCACCAAGUUGUAGCUGUGCACGUGGCUAUUGAGCCCAGCACCGAUGCGGAGACUGUGCUGCAAGAUGCCACAGCCCUCCUGCAGAGCAAGUUUGGCUUUGUCUCGUGCACCAUCCAGGUGGAACGCUACCUGGAUGACAUGGCCAUCUGCCGCCAGUGCCAGGACCCACGGGAUUGA